CCUCAUCUUCGUCUCAGCAGCAUGUACCUCACCACGCUCCUCGAGGCCGUCGACGGCCAGGCGGACCGCCUCGAGAUGCUCCUGGCGCGUCGUCUGGCGCGACAGAACGCUGCACGCACGACCAGCGGCAGAGGCAAGCGCGCUGGCGCUCGGCAGGGCGAGAAGCAUGGGCCGCAGACGACGUUCGCUCGGGACGCGCCGCGAGCGUCGCUCAACCGCUUCGUGCUGCACACGCCUCUCGAGCUGUCCCCGUCCGAGUCUAGCACUUCCUCUCAACGCCGCUUGGCAACAUCAGCACCCGCACCGCGCUACUUCUCCUCCGCGUACGCCGAGCAGCUGCAGCAGUUCGCCUUCCAGCCCGAGCCCGAGCGCCGACGGCGGCCCGACACGGAGCGCAGCAUGCACCAGCUGCACGCACACGAUGCACUCGUGGCGCACCUGCGAGCCGCUGGCGUGCUGCGAGCGGCGCAGACGCACGUCACGUUUGCGCGCCUCGACCUUGGACUUGGCGCUCCGCUGCCUGAAGAGCCGCUCUCGUCGGCGUGGCAGCUCGACAUCGGCGGAGCAGCGCCGGCCGAGGGAGGCAAGCCACGCAGCGUGCCGAUGCAGCGCGAGUGCCCGCUCGUCGACGCUUGGGAGGGCGCCUGGCUCGGCAUCCUGCCGCUGGCGGCGGCGCACGAGACUCAGCAGCAGGCGCGCUGUCCCAUCAUGGGCACGCAGCGGCUGCGGCGCGCCAAGCUUUGACGUCCGGGGCAGCUUCUCACCUCGACUGCCACGCGAGCCCGCCCGACCACUCUGCCCUGCAUACCUCUUCCCGGCCUUUCCUCCUCGACUUGAAUGUCACCAUUGCGUCAC
Molecule: messenger RNA, 855 nt
Organism: Tilletiopsis washingtonensis
Lineage: Eukaryota; Fungi; Basidiomycota; Exobasidiomycetes; Entylomatales
Exons: 3
Coding region: 22-744 (240 amino acids)
Source: RefSeq, a predicted model, not a curated record